Messenger RNA from Calypte anna (Anna's hummingbird), 1717 nucleotides. RefSeq names its product aldo-keto reductase family 1 member B1. Gene Ontology annotation, molecular function: aldose reductase (NADPH) activity. NCBI's taxonomy places the organism in Eukaryota, Metazoa, Chordata, Aves, Apodiformes, Trochilidae. The coding region runs from base 135 to 1118 and encodes 327 amino acids. The record is from RefSeq and is a predicted model, not a curated record. The transcript is spliced from 10 exons. Gene Ontology annotation, cellular component: cytosol.
CACAGUGCCCGUGUCUCAGCUCCGCAGCUGCGCUCCGCGGGACAGCGUGGGCACCGCCCCGCCGCCACCCCCCCCCCUCCCCACUCGCGCCGGGGCGGGCUCAGCCACUAUUAAAGGCGCCAGUCACAGAGCUGAUGCGGUGGUUUUCGCGGGUCGUGCGUGAGGCCAUGGCGACUUACGUGCAGCUGAACACCGGGGCUAAGAUGCCCAUACUGGGGCUGGGCACAUGGAAGUCCCCACCAGGUAAAGUAACAGCUGCGGUGAUGGCUGCCAUUGACGCUGGGUACCGUCACCUUGACUGUGCCUAUGUGUACCAAAAUGAAAAUGAAGUCGGAGAGGGGAUCCAGCAAAAAAUCAAGGAAGGCAUUGUGAAACGUGAGGAUCUUUUUGUUGUCAGUAAGCUGUGGUGUACAUUUCAUGAAAAGUCUCUGGUAAAGGGAGCGUGCCAGAAGACUCUUGCUUCCCUGAAACUGGAUUACCUGGAUCUCUAUCUCAUCCACUGGCCUCUUGGCUUUAAGGCAGGAGAGGAGCUGUUUCCCACAGAUGACAAAGGCAUGGCUAUACCCAGCAACACAGAUAUUCUGCAAACAUGGGAGGGCAUGGAAGAGCUGGUGGAUGCUGGUCUGGUAAAAGCCAUUGGAAUCUCCAACUUUAACCGUGAGCAGACUGAAAGAAUCUUGAACAAGCCAGGACUGAAAUACAAGCCUGCAAAUAACCAGGUGGAAUGUCACCCAUACCUUACCCAGGAGAAGCUGAUCAAGUACUGCCAAUCCAAAGGGAUUGCUGUGACAGCAUACAGUCCCCUUGGCUCUCCUGACAGGCCAUGGGCUAAGCCAGAGGAUCCUUCCCUUCUGGAUGACCCCAAGAUCAAAGAGAUUGCAGCCAAGCACAACAAAACUCCAGCUCAAGUUCUCAUUCGGUUCCACAUCCAGAGAAAUGUGAUUGUGAUUCCCAAGUCUGUCACACCACAGCGCAUUGUGGAGAACUUCAAGGUGUUUGACUUUGAAUUGACUAAAGAGGAAAUGGCAACUAUUCUCAGCUUUAAUAGAAACUGGAGAGUUUGUGAAAUGACAACGUGCAAAACUCACAAGGAUUACCCUUUCAAUGCAGAAUACUGAAGAUGGUUUCCUGCCUUUUUCCAGACUUCUCAGAUAUGCUUCUGCUGUUGCCUAUGAGCUGUCUACGUAGCAUUCUCACUGCAUCAGACCCCACCCCCCUUUUUUCUUUUUCCCCUUAUUUUUUUCCCCACAAAGAUGCAGUAUAUGUACUCAGUGACUGUGCUGGUUUAUUUUUUUGGAAGGAGGAAAUGCUAAAAUGAUUCUGAAGAGCACACUGUGUGGAAUAGUAGGUUGUCUCUUCCAAACUGCAUGUCUGGAACUGGUAAGCAAAAAAACAUCGAGAAGAUUUGAACUAGCAGCCACAUUUAUUUUGGAAUAUGAUGAAUUUGAGCUAGUGACUUCUGUCUGGAAGGACCAGGAUGUGGCAGAUUUUGCAUAAUUAAUGUGAAUUCUGCUUUCUUCUGAUUUCAUUUGGGUUUGGUUUUGUUUCUUUUUUUAAUGCUCCAUGCUUUUUUUUUUCUCCAAUUGGAAUUACAAGUUGAUUUCUAAGUAUAGCAGUUUCUACAGGGGUAGCUCUUUUGAAAAGUUGUAUAGGUCCUGGUUUCUUGGUGAUAUAAAAGCUGGUUUUGCUUAUAAUAAAAUAUUGUUUCAUUACUGUG